GAAGGGAAGAGGGAAAGAGAGAGAAGGGAGAGAGAGCGUGAUUCCAGGUCUCUCUCUGCUGCUCUCUCCACUUUGGGUACUCGUACCCAGUCUGACUCAAUGGGGCUUUAGCACUAAGGGGUUAAACGUUAAAAUAAAAGAUAUUUAUUCACCCCAAACCCCCUUUAGUGUUUAGGUUUUGUGCAUUAAGAUAGACAUACAUAGGUCACUCAUUAAGGAAAGUCUCCGGGAGAGAGGCAGAGACGUCUCCAGAGGCGUGCCUUUUUGUCUGUUGCCUCGCAGAAGGGUCAGUCGGGUCCCUCUCGUCGGCUGGCUUUCUGUGAGCGGAUAACUUCCACCAUAUCCUACAUUUACAGCUCAACCAGGCCGGCAAACUACUGCAACACUAUGGAUACCGGAGAUUGUCCCUUCCGUAAGAAACGGAGACCAUGGCGCAUGGACUUCGCAUCCUUUGCCUUGGUAAUCGUGGCGCUCGCCGUGUGCCAAACGACCGUGGUUCGGGCAGACCCAGUGGAUGUGUUGCGUGCUCUGCAGGUCCCCUCUCUCCCCGAGGGCGUGAAGAAAGUCCCCGGCUUCUGCACAUCCCGUCGCUCAGGCACCCCCGACCAUGCUUACCGCAUCACCAAGAAGGCCCAGAUCUCUGCCCCAACAAAGCAGCUCUUCUCAGGUCCAUUCCCAGAGAAUUUUUCCAUCAUGGCUCUGGUUAAGGCCCAAGCUGGCCUCCAGGCCUUCCUCCUCUCCAUCUACAGCGAGCAGGGCAUCCAGCAGCUGGGCAUUGAAAUGGGACGCUCACCUGUUUUCCUGUAUGAGGACCAGAACGGCAAGCCAGCCCCUGAGGACUACCCACUGUUCAGAGGCGUCAAUCUGGCUGAUGGCAAGUGGCAUCGCAUCGCUAUCUCCGUUUCAAAGAAAAAUGUGACACUGCUGCUGGACUGCAAGAAGAAGAUGACCCGUGCCCUGCCCCGCGGCAACAACGCGGAGGUAGACACCAAUGGCAUCACAGUCUUCGGAGCCCGUCUGCUUGAUGAGGAGGUUUUCCAGGGAGACAUCCAGCAACUGCUGAUCGCCUCCAACCCCCAGGCUGCCUAUGACUUCUGUGAACACUACAGCCCUGACUGUGACUCCCCACUGCCCAAGACCCAGGCUCAGGACCCCAACACAUACUACUUUGAUGAGGAGCAGGAUGACCAUGAAUACCCCUAUUAUUAUGAGGAAACAACAGGCAUUCCCUCCUCCUCUGCGUCCCCCUCUCCUCAACCUGGGGCCCCCAGUCAACAGGAUGUAGAUACUGAAUAUUCCGAGGCUGGCCACACCGCUACAGAGACUGAUUAUUACUAUGAGGAGACGGUGCCAGAGGGUGAGGUGAUUGGACAAGAAGAGGUCCCUGUACAGCCCCAGGUGGAGACAACGUUGGUGGGAGAGGAGGUAGAUACCACCAAGGCAGGCGGUGUGGGCGAGGAGGCCUUUACUGAGGAGUAUGUGGACGUGGGCCUUAAGGAAUACGACUAUUCCUACAAGGACUACAAUGAGCCAAUGAUGGAGACUGGAGAGGUCGAAGCCAACAUGGGCCCCGCCCUGUCCGCUGUGACAGACGAGGGAGGCGCCGCCGUCAGAGGCCAGAAAGGAGACAAAGGAGAACCUGCUGUCUUGGAGCCUGGUAUGCUGAUUGAAGGACCUCCAGGACCUGAGGGACCUGCUGGUCCUACAGGCCCCCCCGGCUCCUCUGGACCUCCUGGCUCUGUUGGCGACCCUGGCGAGAGGGGCCUUCCUGGUAAGGCUGGUCUACCUGGAGCUGACGGAGUCCCUGGACCUCCUGGAACCUCAGUCAUGCUGCCUUUCCGUUUUGGUCAGAGUGGAGGAGAUAAGGGUCCUGUUGUUUCUGCACAGGAAGCCCAGGCCGCAGCCAUCUUGUCCCAGGCCAGGAUGGCCCUGAAAGGACCUCCUGGACCAAUGGGAUUCACUGGACGCCCUGGACCACUGGGAAAUCCAGGAAGUAAUGGUCUGAAGGGAGAGAGUGGAGACCCUGGCCCUCAGGGCCCCAGGGGAUCCCAGGGUAUAAUGGGACCUCCAGGCAAAGCAGGAAGACGAGGCCGUGCCGGAGCUGACGGCGCCAGGGGAAUGCCAGGAGAGUCUGGAUCUAAGGGUGACCGUGGUUUUGAUGGCCUUCCUGGUUUGCCCGGUGACAAAGGACACAGGGGUGACUCAGGACCAAUGGGACCCCCAGGUUCUCAAGGAGAGGACGGAGAGAGGGGAGACGACGGAGACAUUGGACCCAGGGGUCUCCCAGGUGAACCAGGACCUCGUGGUUUGCUCGGACCCAAAGGUCCUCCUGGAAUCUCUGGACCUCCUGGUGUACGAGGAAAUGACGGGCCCCACGGUCCCAAGGGAAACCUGGGUCCCCAAGGAGAGCCAGGACCUCCAGGUCAGCAGGGAACCCCAGGAACUCAGGGAAUGGCAGGACCUCAGGGAGCCCUCGGACCCCCAGGAGAGAAAGGUCCCACAGGAAAACCAGGCCUGCCAGGAAUGCCUGGAGCUGACGGCCCUCCUGGUCACCCAGGGAAGGAGGGGCCUUCUGGCACCAAAGGAAACCAGGGUCCCAACGGUCCCCAGGGAUCUAUCGGCUAUCCCGGCCCUCGUGGCAUCAAGGGAAGUCAAGGAAUCCGCGGACUGAAGGGCCACAAGGGAGAGAAGGGAGAAGAUGGUUUCCCUGGAAUUAAGGGAGAUUUUGGUGUCAAGGGAGAGAGGGGUGAGCUUGGAGUAUCAGGGCCCAGAGGAGAGGAUGGUCCAGAGGGGCCAAAGGGUCGCGUCGGACCCCCCGGUGAGCUCGGACCAAUUGGACUAGUUGGAGAGAAGGGUAAACUUGGUGUACCUGGACUUCCUGGAUAUCCUGGAAGACAAGGACCCAAGGGAUCUCUUGGAUUCCCAGGAUUCCCCGGCUCAAACGGCGAGAAGGGAACAAGGGGUCUUGGUGGCAAAUCAGGGCCUAGAGGACAAAGAGGACCAACGGGCCCCAGAGGGCAGAGAGGACCGAGGGGCGCGACUGGGAAAUCAGGAGCAAAGGGAACUUCUGGAAGCGAUGGCCCUCCCGGUCCUCCUGGAGAGAGGGGAUUGCCCGGACCUCAGGGAGCCAACGGUUUCCCCGGACCAAAGGGACCUCCCGGACCACCAGGAAAGGAUGGGCUGCCUGGACACCCUGGGCAGAGAGGAGAAGUUGGUUUCCAAGGUAAAAUGGGUCCACCUGGGCCUCCUGGAGUCGUUGGACCUCAGGGUCCAUCAGGAGAGACCGGCCCCAUGGGCGAGCGCGGCCACCCUGGACCCCCAGGUCCACCUGGAGAGCAGGGACUUUCUGGUCCCUCAGGGAAGGAGGGCACCAAGGGAGACCCUGGACCCCCCGGAGGCCCCGGUAAAGACGGACCCCCAGGACUGAGAGGUUUCCCUGGAGAGAGAGGACUGCCUGGAACCCCUGGAGGAGGAGGACUCAAGGGAAGUGAAGGACCUGCCGGACCUCCUGGACCUGCUGGGUCUCCUGGUGAGAGGGGCCAAGCUGGUACUGCUGGACCUGUUGGACCUCCUGGUAGACCCGGCCCUCAGGGGCCUCCUGGACCCUCUGGAGAGAAGGGAGUUCCUGGUGAGAAAGGCCCUAUCGGCCCGGCCGGUCGUGAUGGAGUGCAGGGUGCCGUCGGUCUGCCGGGUCCUGCCGGAUCACCUGGAGUACCCGGAGAGGAUGGAGACAAGGGUGAGGUUGGAGAGCACGGUCAGAAGGGCGCCAAGGGAGGAAAAGGAGAGCAUGGUCCUCCUGGUCCACCCGGGCCAAUGGGUCCUGUCGGUCAGCCUGGUCCUGCUGGUGCUGAUGGAGAGCUUGGACCGAGGGGCCAGCAGGGGCCUUUUGGAGCUAAAGGUGACGAAGGAACCAGAGGAUUCCCAGGAGCCCCGGGACCAAUCGGACUGCAGGGAUUGCCAGGACCCCCGGGUGAGAAGGGAGAGACAGGAGAUGUUGGACCUCUGGGUCCCCCAGGCCCUCCAGGACCCCGGGGCCCCGCUGGACCCAACGGUGCUGACGGUCCUCAAGGUCCUCCUGGUGGUUUGGGUAAUCCUGGACCUCUUGGAGAGAAGGGAGAGCCUGGUGAGGGUGGACCACCUGGAAUCGUAGGGGAGCCCGGAAAGAAGGGCCCUCGUGGAGAGCGCGGAGAGAAGGGAGAGGCCGGACAGCCUGGAACAGCUGGACCUGCUGGAGGACGGGGACGACCGGGAGAUGACGGACCCAAAGGAAACCCUGGUCCUGUUGGUUUCCCUGGUGAUCCUGGUCCCCCUGGUGAGCUUGGACCCCGAGGUCAAGAUGGCGCCAAGGGAGAGAGAGGAGAAGAUGGCGAAGCAGGCGAAUCUGGCUCACCUGGACCUCCUGGGGAGAAUGGACCUCCCGGCCCACUGGGAAAGAGGGGCCCUGCUGGAACCAGAGGACCAGAGGGACGUCAGGGAGAGAAGGGAACUAAGGGAGACUCAGGUGCUGUCGGCCCCCCAGGAAAAACCGGCCCCGUCGGCCCCCAGGGUCAACCAGGAAAACCCGGAACAGAAGGUCUCAGAGGACUCCCUGGAUCAGUGGGUGAGCAAGGAUCUCCAGGACUUGCUGGACAGAAAGGACCACCUGGACCUCUUGGACCUCCCGGUUUGCCUGGUCUGCGUGGAGACCCCGGUGCCAAAGGAGAGAAGGGACACCCAGGUCUUAUCGGUCUCAUUGGACCCCCUGGAGAGCAGGGAGAGAAGGGAGACAGAGGUCUGCCUGGGCCUCAGGGAACCUCUGGAUCAAAAGGAGAGACUGGAAUGGCUGGAGGUACCGGACCCAUCGGCCCUGCUGGUCCUCCUGGUCUGCCUGGUCCUCAAGGUGUCAAAGGAGCUAAGGGCUCUUCUGGAGGAUCUGGUCCAAAGGGAGAAAAGGGUGUGCAAGGACCUCCUGGACCUCCUGGCCCACCAGGCGAGGUCAUUCAGCCCCUGCCCAUCCAGAGGAGUCCCAAGUCCAAACGUUCCAUCGACGCCAGCCAGCUGCUCCCCGAGACCGACUCCGACAUGCCUGCAUCUGACGCCGCGGGCACUGAGUUCCUGAUCGGCACUGAAGGCAUGGAGGAGAUCUUUGGCUCUCUCAACUCACUGCGACAGGAGAUCGAGACCAUGCGUUUCCCUCUGGGUACCCAGGACAGCCCUGCCCGCACCUGCCAAGACCUGCACCUCAGCCAGCCAGAGCUCAAAGACGGAGAAUACUGGAUCGACCCCAACCAGGGCUGCUCCAGAGACUCCUUCAAGGUCUUCUGUAAUUUCACCAGCGGAGCAGAGACGUGCCUGUACCCCAGCCAGAGCAUCAACACGGUGAAGAUGAGCUCCUGGGACAAUGAGACUCCAGGAUCCUGGUACAGUGAGUUUGCCACUGGUAGUAAGUUCUCCUACGUGGACGCUGCCGGUGAGCCUGUGGGCGUAGUCCAGCUGGGCUUCCUUCGUCUCCUGAGCGUCCAGGCCCGCCAGAACCUCACCUACCACUGCCACCGCUCUGUGGCCUGGGCCGACCGAAGCGCCAACAACUACGACAGGGCGCUGCACCUCCAGGGCGCCAACGACGACAAGCUGAGCUACGAGACCAACCCUUACAUCAAAGCUUUGGUCGAUGGCUGCUCUUAUCGUAAGGGCUUUGACAGGACAGUCCUGGAGAUCAACACACCUCAGGUGGAGCAUCUUCCUCUGCUGGAUAUCAAGGUGUCAGACUUUGGGGAGAGCAACCAGCAGUUUGGCUUUGAAGUGGGACCUGUCUGUUUCCAAGGCUAAAAAAACCACACACACACACACACACACACACACGCAUCAUGCAAAGAACAACACGUGCAAAUACUCACGCACAUACACACAUGCACUUAGAGACACACUUUUAUAUAAUAAACAUACAUGCCCAGUAAUUUGUAAAUUAACUUGUAAAUGAUAUGAAACACACACACACAAGCCCACAGACACACACACUAACACACGCAGAUGCUGUUGUGAGACAACCACACACUCACACUCAAGUACGUGCCUGGGGAAAGCAACAUCCUCCCAACAAUUAAUGGACGUCAAAAAAAAAAGUGAAGAGAAAUAAAAAAUACUCGCGGAGAGGAGACCAUCGUUUGGGUGCACGACCGCGAGAAAGGAAGGAAAAACCAGGAGAAGGUGUUCUUCGGAACAAAACGGUGUUUUCUUUACCAGCAGCGAAAGGGACCGCCCUGACAAAGAGGGCAAGCCGGUAACCUGAGGCCUGAAGCCCCCCCCGUCUCCGAUCCCCCUCUCACUCUUCUCUCCUCCCCGCUGUCUCUUGUUUCCACUCAUCUCACCUGCUCUACCUCCCCCCUCCUCCUCCCACAAAUGGGUCACACUUGGACAUUAUUUCCAUUUCUUUAAUCCCACGUUCAAACUGCGAGCAACGUGGUCGUGACAGUCACUUUUUCAUGAUCAACAAGAGGUGCAAAUGGCUCCUAUGUAGCUGUCUGCAUCUAUGACGUUUCGGACGGUUAAAUGGUGUGUUUUGUUUCACUGCUUUGGCAUUUAAUCCUUUAGUCAUUCAGAUAAAAAGUAAUUCAUAAUUGAAAGUUUGAAAUCAACUUUUUAUCCGUUUUGCACUUGCCAGAAGUUAUUUUACUUCUGAACCAAAACUAAAUGAAAACAAUAGACACCAAACUGUCCGGUAAAAUGACGGCCAGUGGUCAGAAAUGUUCAGCUGUUGCCAACAUAAAGCUUUGGGCCAUCUCUGUAAAAGGGCUAACUCAUCUGGUCGUCUAGUUUUGUAAGAAAUAUGCGAAAGUCAAGUGACUUGUCAAUCAUGUUGCUCACAUUGAAAACACAGAGUAACUCUCAGCUUGUAUCUUAUUACAUCAAAGAAUACAACUAAAGAAUUAAAGCCACCAGUUUCCACCCAGAAUAAAAUGAGGGUUGUCUUGUUUAAGCUGCCAAGUGAAUUUUCUAUUAUUUGUAAUAUUCUCUUCAUAGCCACCUUGCAGUUUUAUUAAAAAAGUCUAAAAAUGAUGAUUAAGAAUCCAGUGUAAUGCAGGAUUUAGUUUUUUAUUUUUUUCAACUGGACAAUCUUUUCUCAGCCCUGAGAGCAGCAGAAUCUCUUGGAAUUUGUUAGCAUUGAACAAAACCUGCUGCAUGCAGAGGCAGGAUAGAAGAUCCUAGAUCAGUGAAUUUAAAAGCCAUUAUUUUUGUAAACUGUGCUGAACUUGAUGCUAUUGUACUUGCAUGUUACUGGUGCCUUUUUAAAAGGGCUGAUUCCUCCUCUUUAGAUCAUGGAUCAGGCUACCAGGGUCGCUACCACACACCAGUCCAGUAUUUGCUGAGUCACUUUUGGGUACUUUGAUUAUUGUUUUCCAUCCAGAAUGCAUUUUCUGAUUUCGCCUCCAAGCGCAGAACAUCAUCAGGGUUUAAAUAUGUAUAUGAGAUUCAAAGUUCCCUCCUUUUUUUCAUACAGCAGUGAAUAAAAUGUAUGCUUUACUGAAAGAAACUGUGUGGCAAGGUGCUAAUUAUACCAAAGCAUAAAAGUUUUAGUAUUCACUUUGAGUCCUUUAUUUUUCUUUAGUCUCUUCAUGAAGCUUUAACUGGGGGAAAAUGUGCAUUACAUUCCAUUUGUACAGAAAUAGUGAUAUUCUAUUGUAUUUAUUUAAAACAAACAGGGUGCUUUGAGAUUAAAGAAAUACACAGACCACCAAAUAUUCCAGUCAAAUGUGGUAUAUUUCAUUUGUAUUUAUUUCCUGUAGCUGACACUUGAAGGUAAAGUGAAGCGAGUGACUCACAUGUUAAACUCACUGCUAGCCUGAGUUAUGGUGCUUCUGUCCACGCCCUUUCCAAACUCCUUUUGUAGAACCAAAGAAUCUGUGGCCAUAUUUUAUUGUAAUAUCCCUUUUUAGUGUUUUCAACAACUGUACUGUGCUGUUAAAUUUUGCUUCCUCUGUAAUGAUUAAAUGGUGACUCUCCAGUUCUGUCACUUUUCCUUGUUGUUGCUACUGUUUCUACUUGGCGUAUUUUAGUUUCAACAUCAGGUUAUUGCUUUGCUAGGCUUUGAAAUGAAUCCCAGAUUUACAGUUUACGGAGUCAGCCCCUGCAUUGAUAUACAUUGAGGUGCUAAAAAUGUUGACACACAAUCCUCUUAUUUUUUCAAAUUUCUGAGAUUACAGCGGGUAGGAGAAAGGUUAUGAGAGGGAGGAGAAGAUUAUUGUUUGUAAGUAUAACGUGGCUAUGGGUUCUGGUUUUUUUAUUUUUUUCUCACUACAGCAGGGAAAUGGGGUGGGAUGGCCAAAACCUAAAAAUUUCAAAAUAAAUCUGACUUUGAGAUUCUCCAGAGAGAAUGACCUCAACUAUUUGCUUUUAUUGUGUUGAAGACAAAUGUUUCAACAAAAAAUAUGGUGCUGUAAAGAGAAAAAAGUAUUAUUUUAUAAUGUGUGUAAGUAAUUUUUCAAAAUUCUUGUUUCUGUAAUAUAUAAUCUUUUAAAAAGA
This is a messenger RNA of Sander lucioperca (pikeperch), 8499 nucleotides long. RefSeq names its product collagen, type XI, alpha 2 (gene col11a2). Lineage: Eukaryota; Metazoa; Chordata; Actinopteri; Perciformes; Percidae. The transcript has 65 exons. The record is from RefSeq and is a predicted model, not a curated record. Gene Ontology annotation, molecular function: extracellular matrix structural constituent; heparin binding. Bases 388 to 5808 code for a protein of 1806 amino acids.